Marmota monax (woodchuck) is the source of this 7208-nucleotide messenger RNA. It is a transcript of the gene Stox1, whose product is annotated as storkhead box 1. Gene Ontology annotation, cellular component: cytoplasm; nucleus. Gene Ontology annotation, biological process: positive regulation of transcription by RNA polymerase II. The record is from RefSeq and is a predicted model, not a curated record. Lineage: Eukaryota; Metazoa; Chordata; Mammalia; Rodentia; Sciuridae. Gene Ontology annotation, molecular function: RNA polymerase II transcription regulatory region sequence-specific DNA binding; DNA-binding transcription activator activity, RNA polymerase II-specific. The transcript has 4 exons. The coding region runs from base 72 to 3023 and encodes 983 amino acids.
GUGCAGCACCCGAGCUGCCAGUGCAGUCGUCCGCUGGGCUAGGCAGCGGGUUUUCAGUCGUGCGCGGCAGCAUGGCCAGGCCGGUGCAGCUGGCGCCGGGCUCGCUGGCGCUAGUUCUGUGCCGGCUUGAGGCGCAGGAGGAAGCGGGGACUGCGGAGGAGCCGGGUGGGCGCGCGGUGUUCCGUGCCUUCCGCCGAGCCAACGCGCGCUGCUUCUGGAACGCGAGGCUGGCGCGCGCCGCCUCGCGGCUGGCCUUCCUGGGCUGGCUACGGCGCGGAGUGUUGCUGGUGCAUGCACCCCCCUCCAGCCUGCAGGUGCUGCGCGAUGCCUGGCGUCGCCGAGCGCUGCGCCCACCUCGAGGCUUCCACAUCAGGGCGGUGGGUGAUGUCUUUCCAGUGCAAAUGAAUCCAAUAGUUCAGUCUCAGUUUGUACCAUUGGCUGAAGUUCUUUGCUGUGCUAUAUCUGAUAUGAAUGCUGCGCAGAUCUUAGUAACACAGGAAUCACUUUUGGAGCGUUUGAGGAAACAUCAUCCAGGGAUUGCAAUUCCAUCUCAAGAUGUUCUCUAUACCACUCUGGGAACUCUGAUUAAAGAAAGGAAGAUUUAUCACACUGGAGAAGGAUAUUUCAUAGUUACUCCUGAGACUUACUUCAUCACAAAUGCAACAGCUCAGGAAAAUAAGAGAGUCCUCCUAUCAGAUGAAAGUCACCUAGUGUCCACUUCUGUGACCUAUCUGGUGAGCAUGGAGAACGGUGCAGAGUCCACCAAAGAGAAUGUUGUCCCUGUUUCCCAUUGUCGGUCUUGCCAGUGUUUCCCUGACACAUGCAGUCAGGGUGUUGAGGAACCACCAACUGCUGCAGAUAUGAUUAGAAAAGACCAGAAAGGUCUUGGGGAAUCCACGCCUUUUGUUCAGAAUCAGACAAUUUCAGCACCUGAAGAGAAUCAUAUCCGUGAGAGCCCUAAACUUUUACCAUACAAAGACAAAGAAAAAGGCAAGAAAUUUGGCUUUAGUGUUUUGUGGCGCAGCAUAUCUAGAAAGGAAAAGCCCAAAACAGAGCAUAGCAGUUUCUCUGCCCAGUUCCCACCUGAAGAAUGGCCUGUCCGAGAUGAGGAUAACUUGGACAAUAUCCCACGAGACAUAGAACAUGAAAUAAUCAAGAGAAUUAAUCCCAUUCUGACUGUUGACAACUUAAUCAAACAUACAGUCCUAAUGCAAAAAUGCGAAGAACAGAAAAAAUAUAAUAGCCAGGGCACUUCCACUGACAUGCUGACAGCCAGGCUUAAGUAUCCUUCCAAAGAGGGAGUUAAGAAAAGGCCCAGUCAGUCUGUCAAAAAGACUCGCAGGCGGGGCCAUUCUCAUAGGCAGAGACACAAAGUCCGGAGUUGGGGGAGUGAUCUUCAGCCAGGAAGUGUUAGACUGGAGAGGUACCCCAAGCUUCCUGCCACCCAGCCUGGCCCCAGAAUUAAAAGCCCCAAUGAAGUGAAAGUUCAGAAAUCACUUGGUGAAAAUCCAACAGUGCUAGUUUCCCACAUGAUUUACAAGAAGCGAAUCAGUAAUCCUUUCCAGGGCUUGUCUCUCCGAAGAAGCCCAAUGACCAAAGGGUACAACACUCAAAAGAGCAAUGGUCUAAAACCCCAUCAGAUUGGACCAAAGGAAAAGCCUUUCCAAAAGUCGAGGCUUUCAGAUUCCUCAAGAAUCUCUGAUGGUGAAGCCCAACAGCCAUAUCCUGAACAAUGUCAUGAUAAACUGAAAGCAGAAUCCAUUUAUGUGACAAAUUCUACUGUCCAAUCUGUCAGUGAUGACUUCAGAGCUGACCUCUUAAAUUCCCUUCAAUGUAGUGUUUUGCAAAAUGACAGUCAAUGCUACUCCUUUAGGGAAAGCAUGUUGAGAUAUGAUGCGCAUGGUGGUGAAAAUAAAGUAAUCUCUGAAGUCUUGGGAAAAAGUCAUUCACACUCUGACAAGUUAGGGGAGACCAAAGAAACAUGGCAUAUCCUGCCAUCACGAGGUUCCUCCUCAGCAGGACCAACAUCCUCUGCUAGUAGAUUAGUUGAUAAAACAAUACACCAGUUUCAAAACCUUGGCCUCUUGGAUUACUCAUUUGGUCCAAACUAUUUGAGACAAUCUGAGACACAAGAUAGAGAUUCAGAAUAUCUAAUGAGAAAGGCAUUUGUCCAGGAGGCAAAGACUGCAAAUCUAGAAAAUGAAGGGCUUUUUGAUGAUGACCAGGACUUGUAUCAGGACGAAGUGGAGGAUCAUGAUGGGGCUUGCAGUUCAUUAUAUCUAGAGGAGGAUGACUUUCCUGAGAAUGAUGGCUUGUGUCAAAUGCUACCUGGCCGCACUCAAUAUUCCUUUUUAGAUAGAAGCAAGUGGAAUCAGUUGGAAAGACGACAAGUGACUGAGAGAUCGCUGACUGAGCGUAACAGCAAAAUGGAUAGGUUUGAGCUUCAGGCACAUAGAAGAAAUGAAUGGUAUAAGCCUACUGGGUUGCUUAUAAACCCAGAUGAAAGACAAAACCAGAAUCUCUCUGCUGAAAUCCAUACCCAGUUUGAUUUCAACAAUGAAGAAGAACCCAGUGUUACUAAAUAUGAACAGGCCUCACCACCACCUGCAGCUGGAAGUUUAUUUGAUUACUAUAGUACAAGGAAACCCAAUAUUGAGGCUGAAAUCCUACAAGACUCUGUUGGUGACACAGUAAAGAAAUCAGUGAGCCAGAGUCCUCAGAAUCAGGAAAUGGGAAAACAUUUCCCACAAAAGUUAGAACUUUUCGAUGCUUCACAUAUACCAGUAUUGGCUCAGGAUAUCCAGCAUGAACACCGUCUCUUGGAAGGAACAGAAAACCAUAGCAUGGCCGGAGAUAGUGGAAUAGAUUCUCCACGGACACAGAGCCUGGCAUCUAAUAAUUCAGUCAUUUUGAAUGGACUUAAGAGAAGACAGAAUUAUCUGCAGAACGUUGAAAGCACAAAGAGAAGUCAAGCACUCACAUCCAGUUCCUUACUACAACUAACUCCAGUCAUAAAUGUUUAAUUUUCUUUUGGAGAAAAUUUUUUGUAAAAAUGUACAGAAGGAUUCUAUAGAAUCAAUCAAUCAAAUGAAUAUGUAAAAUUCCUCUAAAACCAAGCAUAUGUACUAUUAACCUCAUAAUUAUAUAUUUUGUCCAAUAUUUCUAAUUUUCUAAUUUUUUUUUCCUUUUUUGAUAUUGUAAAGCAGAUUUUAGCAGAUUAGGAAUUUCUGGGGAAUAUUUAGAUUGCAAUAAAAAACAUGGAGUCAUUGAUCCUUUUCCGAUUAAAUGUCAUUAAUUUUCGUUCAUUGGUUUCUCAAAUACUUAGGAUGCUAAUUUACUAUGUAGUGACUUUUUUUUUUCUUUUCAGUACUCGGGAUUGUACCCAGGAGCUGCUCUACCACUGUGUUACAUUCCCAGCCCUUUUUGUUUUCAUUUUGAGACUGGGUCACACUAAAUUGGCUGGCCUUGAACUUUGGAUCCUCCUGCCUCAGCCUUCCGAGUAGCUGGCAUUAUAGGAGUACACCGCCAUGCCUAGCUAGAGGGUGUUUUUUCUAAAAGUUUUUUAAUAAUCGCCAAAGCUUAGAUCUUAAAAGUGAUUGAAUAACUGGAGAGUUCUGAUUCUUACCAUCCUGAAGGUCCGAGUAAAGCUCAGCAUUGUUGGGAGCUACAUUCAGGUUCUGUGGAAGUGCAGAAGAGGGAGGUCAGAUUUACUGUUCUGUUUAGCAUUGGUCAGACCAUUCCCUCCUGACUGCUGGUUUUCAGUGGGCCUGGCCAACCUACCAUGCAUUCUAAAAUUAGCCAUGGUCACAGGGACCUGCUCAAAGUUCUUGUACCAAUAGGGGUAACCUGGCAUAAGGACUUGUGGGGGAGGUAAAAGCAGAGGCUUUUUUUUUUUUUUUGCAUUACUAGAGAUGGAACCCUGUUGUUGUUUUGGUACUGGGAAUUGAACCCAGCUUUACCAUCCCUGUUUUUUUUUUUUUUUUUUUUUUGGAGAUAACUUCUUGCUGAAUUGCUUAGGGUCUAGCUAAAUUGCUGAGGAUGGCUUUAAAUUUGCAAUCCUCCUUCCUCAAUUGGGAUUAUAGGCAUGCACCACCUCACCUGCUGUAUUAGGGAGUCUUACAACAUGGUAUCAGCACCAGUGAAUGGAAGUUAGAGAAAUAAUUCAACUUGGUAUGAGAACUUAACUAUUAAACAAAACUAUUUGAAGAUGAAGUAGGUAGCUUUGUAAAAUAAUAAAUUUUCUGUUACUUAGGGGAUUCAGCCAGAGGCUUGGUGAUCCCUUUGCCUGCUACAUUGCAGGUUUUCACAAUUUAGCUUAACAUAAUGGCUAACCUAGGUAGCUGAGGAGUCUUUCCAUAUCUAAGGUUUUAUGCUUAUGAAAUUUGGUAUCUUAUGAAAUAUUGAACUCAUACAAAAUUCCUGAGUAUUGCUUCCAGUUCUCCAUUUUUGCAUCUAUCAUUGCCAAUUAUUGGAAAAGAAGGUUUUAUCUUUGAAUCUUAGAUUAAGACAAGUAUCUUAUAGAGUGAGGAAUCCAAAAGGAAUUCUUUUGUGACUCUAGGAACUAAUGAUACCCAUCUGAUUCUGCCACUGUUACAUUAUGAAGCUCUAAUUAGAUGUAUUAAGUGAAAAUGAUUGUGAAACAAUAAACUUCCCUCCAUAACAUUCAGAAUCUCAAAUAUUAAAGAAAGAUGGGAAUAUGACCUAUUAAGUUGUUUUGGAGAUUAAUCUUUAAAUCAGGUGCAUUUUUUCUGAAUAACAUGUAUGUGUCUGAACUUUUAGUUCUUCAUUUUUAUUCCCUGUUGCAGUCUAUUCUCUAAUGAGAAAACUGUUUUCUACAGGCCGCUUGAUUAUUUGAGCUUAGGAGGAGUUAAGACCCAAAUUUGAAUCCCAAUUCCAGUUUUAGUACAUUGAUGAAGCAAGUUACCAACUUUCCCUGAUUCAGUUUUCUCAUCAACAAAAGGGAGAAUAGAAAUGAUAUCUGCCCGGCAGGGUGAUUGUGAGGUUUGGGGAUAGCUAUCCUAUCAAAAGUUUCUAAUGUAAGAGGUGUCUAUUAUUAUUAAAUGCGUGUGGUUGUGUGUAUGUAUGUGUAUGUGUGUGUGUAUGUAUAUACACACUUUUUUUUUUUUUAAAGCAAGCUCUGGCAAGCUUUUGGUUGUUGUUAUAUGUUUUUGGCAAAAUUUUGUUUUUGUUUUUGGUACUGAGGGUUGAAUCCAGGGGUGCUUCACCACUGAUCCACAUCCCCAGCCCUUUUUAUUUUUUAUUUUAACAUAGGGUCUCGCUAAGUUGCUGAGGCUGGCUUUGAACUUGUGAUUCUUCUGCCUCAGCCUCCUAAGUCACUGGGAUUACAGGCAUACCCCACUUCACCUGGCUGCAAGUUUUAUUAAAGAAAAAUUUUUACAUGGCUUUAUCUUCACCAGUCUGUUCUGGCAGAUUUUUAAUGAUGUCCACCUGGUUUGAGGAUAGCCAAUGUGCAUAUUCUAGUACUUUUUGCAUGCUGUGCCCAAUUCAUUAUUAUUGCCACUGUAGUGGUGGACACCAGUUUUGACUAACAUGGCACAGUACUUUAUUUCAGAUUUUCUCAAAGCUGGGCAGUUGGUAAGGAUGAUCAAUUUUGCUUUGCACUGUCUGAGUCUAGUCUGCUUGUACCCCAGAGCAUACUUUCCACUUUUCAUAACAAGCUGGAACCUAGAAUUCAUCAAAUCCAGGGACUUUUUCAUCUUCUUUGUGGCCACCAUCUUCCUGCCUUAGGUGUGGGAUAGCUCCCAACCAAGAACAGCCACCAAGAUAGUCUGGGAAUGAGAAGGGAAGCUACGUCUUUAUUUUUAAAUGUAUUUAUGUAGUCAUAAAACUUGCCUGAGAUGUAAAUAUAUGACUUACUAUACAGGUUUCCUGUUUUGUCAGGUUGUCUAGAUCCUGUUAUGGAUUUAAGAUUAUAGAAAGUAUCCUCCAUCAAAAUUGAGGUUAUGUAUGGGAGAAGUAUUAUGUCUUUAACAAGUUUCCAGUUAAUACUUUAUUCUAUAAAUAGGAACACAGUAUGCAAAGUAUGGGCUUAUUUUAUAUAUUCAUAUAAUGUAAGCUACCUUUAAUUCAUCCUCUCUCAUCUGGGAUCUCAGACUUUAAGAAAACUCAGAUAAUAAGUUUAUUUUUUCUGCAAGCUAUUUUUAAUAUAUUUCCUUUGCCUAACUCCUUGUCAACUAAAACACUUUAAUUUCUUAGCUAGUGAAAUUACACCAGCUCAGCAAUGUGGCAUUAUCCCUUCUGUGUAUCUUAUUCAUAGAUUAGAAAAAUGACCAUAAUUCAAUUACGACUAAAUGCAAUUUAGCAGAAUAACUAUUUUAAAAUAUCAGAUCUAUAAGGAAAAACAAUGGAAAGACCUUGUAAGAAGUGAAAGAUUGCUGAAAACCUAUCUACAGGUGUGUGAUAAGUCUUUAAGAAAUGGGAAAAGACAGACUAUUGCCUAACAGGGAUUAGAAAAAGAGAUAUAAAACAAAUGAGGGAAGCCAGAUUUGGUGGUACAUGCCUGUAAUGCCAGCUACUCAGAGGCCUCUAAGUCAGGAUGAUAAGUACAAGGCCAGCCUGAGCAAUUUAGUGAGAACUCGUCUUAAAAUUUUAAAAAAGGGCUGGAGAUAACCCCUGGAAUCAAUCCGCAGUACUGGAAAAAAAAAAAGAAUGAGUAUCCAACUCAGGACUACUUUGCUAGACUUGUUUAUCUUCCUGCUUUUGAAACACUGGAAUUUUCCCUCUAGCAGAAGCAGCUUCCAAAUAUUUCUUGGGUAAUGGUGCCCCCUUCUGGGAUAACUGAUGUGACUCUGAAACCCUUUGUAUAGCUUGAUUCAGAAUAUCUACUAAGUAAUUGAUUUAAGAAACAUAACUCCCUCCAAAGGUUAAAUAUUUUAAAACUAUAAUGAUUUGAAUUAGGAGUUAAAUUCAUACAUAAAUAUACAUGUUCUAAAUUGCUCAAAGAGGCCUCCUUUCCAAUGCUUCAAAACCUUAAGCUAGAGUACUUUUUUACUUCAUUUCUGUAGUACUGUUUGUAUUAGCAAAUCCUCCCAAUUUCUUGCACUGUCAGAAUUACUGUUCUCACUUUAUUAACACGUUUUUAAAGUUGAGUUGGCUAAGAUUACAUGGCUUGCAAUGGGAGAGAUAUUCUCUUCCCUUACUUUCUUUGUGCUUCUCCUUAGAACCAUCUGCAUUCUCUAUCCCCAAAG